Mesitornis unicolor (brown roatelo) is the source of this 789-nucleotide messenger RNA. RefSeq names its product transient receptor potential cation channel subfamily A member 1-like. Gene Ontology annotation, molecular function: protein binding. The transcript is spliced from 6 exons. Lineage: Eukaryota; Metazoa; Chordata; Aves; Mesitornithiformes; Mesitornithidae. The record is from RefSeq and is a predicted model, not a curated record. Gene Ontology annotation, cellular component: cytoplasm. The annotation marks the transcript as partial.
AUGAGUAACCUCACUGAGGUCAAUGGAACUAUUAAGCUAAAGGAAGUUAAACACAUACUUAAGUGUAUGAAUGGGCUGCCCCAUAAUGUGAUUUCAGAUGGAAGUGCCUGCAGGCUACGGAGCUUCAUUAAGAAGAAUCGUUCUGGGCUUACCAAAGUGGAUGAAUUAAAUGCCACCCCAUUGCAUCACGCUGCUGAAGGAGGUCAAAUAGAAUUAAUGCAGUUGAUCAUAGAUGAUUCUUCCUGCGAAGUAUUGAAUGUGAUGGAUUCCUCUGGAAAUACCCCGUUGCACUGGGCUACAAAGAAAAACCAGGUUGAAAGUGUUAGUUUGCUUCUCAACAGAGGAGCCAAUCCAAACAUUCUGAACUCCAACAUGAUGGCACCUUUGCAUAUGGCUGUGCAGUCCCUACAUAAUGAAAUUGUUAAGAUUUUAGUCCAGCAUAGCAGUACAGAUGUAAAUUUGGAAGGUGAAGCAGGGAACACGCCUAUAAUUGUAGCGUGUUAUAAGGAUAAUCCUGAAGCACUGACACUCCUGAUUGAAAAUGGAGGGAAAAUAUGUAAGCCAAACAAAACAGGAUGUAUGCCUAUCCAUGCAGCUGCAUUUUCAGGUGCAAAAACAUGUAUGGAGAUUCUUUUAAAAAAAGGUGAAGAAUUGGGUCACUCUGCUAAAACCCACAUCAAUUUUACCAAUAAUGGAAAGUGCAGUCCACUUCACUUGGCAGUUCAAAGUGGGGACCUUGAAAUGAUUAGAAUGUGCAUUGAAUUUGGAGCCCAAAUUGAUCUAAAACAG